Molecule: messenger RNA, 2184 nt
Organism: Fusarium sp. VM40
Lineage: Eukaryota; Fungi; Ascomycota; Sordariomycetes; Hypocreales; Nectriaceae
Source: the annotation of a GenBank genome assembly
AUGGCUUCCAACUACCCUCACCAGCCUUCGGGCCAUCUCCAACCUGGCUACAACAACAAUAACACCGGCGCUCGUCGCUCGCAGAGCCCUGCGAAUCCCGUCCCCGCCAGUCCCGGUCCCGUCGAGGAGACAGCAUCCGAUUACUUUAACCCGCUGAGCCAAGCGCCCUCAGCACAGUCGCAGACUUCUUUAUCAUCAUUCCCCCGAUUUCCAUCGCAGACCUCCCUUUCCGGAUUUCCCUCGUACCAAGAGUCUCCAUAUUAUCAACAAGCCCAACCGCCACCGCGGAGACGACCCGUCGAUCAAUCGCGUCAACCUAGCAUUCGAAUCCGUCGAAGUUCAAACGGGUCUGUCUACUCCAACCACAGUUCUAUCAACGCAAACCAUUUCGAAGGCUUUGACGAUAAUGGCCGACCGCGCAGCAUUUCGCAACCCGAGCGUGCCAGGGUUAACGAUGGGAAUCCCGCCCUUGCCCGACACUCCCGACGAGUGCCUCAAGCUGCUAUGCCGCGACUUACAGAAGAGGGAGGACGCCCUAGCAUGGCCGAGUUGGGUUUCAACGACGACGAUACUUCUGCCAUGUCUCCCAUUGCUUCUGCCCCUGACGAGGCGAUGCAUCAGCGUCGUGGUAUGAAUGGACUCCGACGAGCUAGUCGCUUCUUCUGGCCCGGAAACCAUCACAACCGACGACCAGGCAGCGCAGACACGAUGGAUGUACCUAUGGGUCACCGAAAUAACGUCUCAGACGAUGAAUAUGACCAGGAGUUGGUGGACUGGUUAGAUGUCAUUGACCCCGAAGUCCAAACCCUCUCGACUCUUACCAACGUCCAAAACUCCCUCUUCGUCCCCGAUCUCGGCAAAUGGAUCAACCGUCGACCAACAUACACUCUAUCCCGCAACGACCCCCAAGCUGGCUGGGCAAGAGGCGCCGUGGCCGAAGAGCGACGUCGCGAAGCCGCUCAAGAACCCCAAGAACCCACCAUUCCUGAGGCUGCAAAUGAAGACCCUCCUACUUUCCAGCGAAGCAACACCAUCACAUCCCGCUUGACCGAUUCUCACUACGCCGCGCUUCCCCACGGAACUACCCUAGAAGGAUGGACCCCGGAGGAAAAGGCAGAGUUGGAUGAUCACGUCAGACACAUGCUGCACUCUCGACGUGCCAGGUUCAAGCGUCGCAUGAAGGGUUUCGGGCAGUACGUCAGAAGACCUCUGGGUUUCUUCGUUACGCUCUACGCCACCCUCAUUACACUAUUCGGUCUGGCCUGGGUUCUCUUCCUCAUCGGCUGGAUCUACGUUGGCGACAAGCAGCUCUACACCGUUCACAUCAUUGACAGUGUUCUUGUUGCGCUCUUUGCCAUUAUGGGUGAUGGUCUGGCGCCUUUCCGUGCUGUCGACACAUACCACAUGUUUUUCAUCUGGCGUUUCUCGCGCAUGAUCCGGAGGGCCGAAGAGGGCAAGAAGCCUAGAAAGAAACUGCAGAAGAAGAAAGUACCACCAGGAGUUGCCACCGAUCCUGAACACUCGCACCUUACUGCCCAUCAAGCCCGUGUUCUGCUCGAAGUUAAUGAUUACAACCCCGAGAGAGACGGAACUAGAGCAACCCCUGAUAACCACCCCGAACCCCAGCCUGAGAGUCCCGAGACGGUUGAUCUGGAGCAAGCCAAGUCCAACGGUCCCGAAUCUGACCAGCCUGCUUUGACGUUUGCUCAGUUCAAGAGCCUACAGCACCACCAGAAGAAGAUGGCCAAGUCGCACAGUUUCUACAAACCCAACGAGACAUUUACCCAUUUCGCCUUCCCCCGGAGCUACCUUAUCGCUAUUGUCAUUCUCCUCGACUGCCACUCCUGUCUUCAGAUCUCCCUGGGCGCCUGUACCUGGGGCAUCGACUACCACACGCGACCCAUGGCGAUCACCACCGUCAUUCUGUGCGUGAGUAUUACCUGCAAUAUCACAGCGGGACUCCUCAUUAGCAGAGGCGAUCGCAAGACGAGAAAGAAGGACGUGUGGGAAUUGCUCGAUAGGCAGGAGUUGACGCAGGAUGCCAUCAAGCACAUGGAGAAGAAGAAGAAGGAAGAGGAAAAGAAGGAGGAGAAGGAGCAGCAGAAAGAUGUCUCUGAUAGAGAGGAUGGGUCGAGCAGACGCACGUCCAAGGAGUUUAAAAAGCUGGUUAAGUCAUCCAGCUAA